AUGAAAGCUGUCUACUUCAUCUCCCUCCUCCUCACCGCUGCCCCGCUCUCCGCCUUCGCUACCCCGCACGCUGCUCGUGGCAUUCACAACCAUCACCGUGCCAUUGCAGCCCGCGUUGCCAGCCCAGCCGAUGUUCCUUCAGCGAGCCUGCGCAAGCGCGCGUCGGGCAGACGCUGCCGCCCCCGAUCAUCAAGCGCGGCCCCCGCACCCGCUACGACAACCAAGCCCGUAGCCAACGUCGCACCCACGCCAGACAUCGAGGACAAGCCGACAACCACCAAGAAGGCAGACCCGACAACCACCAAGGAGGCGACUACAUCAAAGGUGGAUACUUCUCCCUCUCCUACUCCAGAGAAGGCGACUACAAAAUCGCCCUCUCCUUCUCCUUCUCCUACCCCUUCUCCGACUACGGAGAAGGCGACCACUAAAGCACCGUCUCCUUCUCCUUCACCCGAGAAGAGCACAACUCCUGACACUACUGUUGAUAAGCCGAAGCCCACACCGACGCCCACGCCCGCCAAGCCCGCAGAGAACAACGACGAUGGCGGCUCUGGCGGUGCUCGUCCAUUCGGCAACUUCUUUGCUGGGCAGCAAACCGGCGAAGGUACUUUCUACGCGACGGGUUUGACCGCAUGUGGUGAAACAAACAAGGACACGGAUUUCAUCUGUGCUGUGUCCAUGAAGCUCUUCGACGCUGUCCCUGGUGCUUCUGGCAAUCCCAACAAUAAUCCCAUCUGCGGCAAGAAGAUCAAGGCUACAUACAAGGGCAAGAGCGUUACCGUCCGCGUUACCGAUCGUUGCGUCGGCUGCGCUCCUACUGAUCUCGACUUCUCCCCGUCGGCUUUCGCCCAGCUCGCCUCCUUCGAUCUGGGUCGUCUCCAGGGUGUUACAUGGACCUGGGUCUAA
Messenger RNA from Pleurotus ostreatus (oyster mushroom), 906 nucleotides. RefSeq lists its product as uncharacterized. The transcript has 4 exons. The record is from RefSeq and is a predicted model, not a curated record. Lineage: Eukaryota; Fungi; Basidiomycota; Agaricomycetes; Agaricales; Pleurotaceae. The coding region runs from base 1 to 906 and encodes 301 amino acids.